Saprolegnia parasitica CBS 223.65 is the source of this 984-nucleotide messenger RNA. RefSeq lists its product as hypothetical. Lineage: Eukaryota; Oomycota; Saprolegniomycetes; Saprolegniales; Saprolegniaceae. The transcript has 2 exons. The record is from RefSeq and is a predicted model, not a curated record. Bases 1 to 984 code for a protein of 327 amino acids.
AUGUGGCAAGACGUGCAGGCGCGACAAAUCUUGCGCGACCAGUUCGUUGCAGCGGUCGCGCGCGUGCUCGAUGAGGGCUGGGCCGAGCAGCUGCCGCCGAUGCCUGUGUUCACGACGACCGACGGCUGUCGCCUGGCCUACGACGACACCGUGGCCUCGUCACCAGCCAACGCACCCGUUGUCCUCUUUCUCCAUGGAUGGAGCGCGAGCCGCCGGUACUUCUGCCGCAACGUCCCGCAGCUCCAGGCGACCUGUCGUGUUAUCUGUCUCGACAUGCGCUUUCAUGGCGAGUCGGACAGCCCGGCGCAUGGCAUGCACAUUGCGCGUUUAGCCGCUGACGUCCGUGAGCUCGUGCUAGGCCUAAACCUGGACAAAUCCAAACUCACGCUCAUCGGUACGUCUAUGGGCUGCGCUGUCAUUUGGAGCUUCGUCGAGCUCUUUGGCAGUGCUAGCGUGCGCCAAGCCAUCUUUGUCGACCAGCUUCCUCUGCAGAAUCGGCGCGAGGACUGGCCGCUUCACGGCUAUGGGUGCUACGACGAAGCGAGCUUGCAGGGCAUCGAGCACACGCUUGCGACCGACUUGCCCGCGAUUGCCCAAGGCAACCUCGACAGCUGCCUUGUCCGCGACGACGUGCCGCGAGAUAUUCUCGAUAUUCUGCGCGCUGACGUUCUACAAUGCAAGCCAACAGCGCUCGCAACACUCAUGCGCGACCACACGCAGAUCGACUGGCGGCCACUUCUACCCACGAUAUCAAUUCCGUGCUUGAACCUCCUCGGCGGCCCAAAGAACAAGGUCUUCCCGAUGGCUGGCGCCCUCGUCGUCGGCGACACGAUCCCCAACUGCACCAACGUCGUCUUUGAGCGUUGUGGGCACUGGCUUUAUCUCGAGCAGCCCAACGACUUCUGCCAGCUUGUCCAGGCGUUCGUCCAUGAUCGCCCGUUGCCAGUGUCGUCAUCGAACGGGCUCGUCGUGUACAACAAGUAG